Molecule: messenger RNA, 1149 nt
Organism: Prunus avium (sweet cherry)
Lineage: Eukaryota; Viridiplantae; Streptophyta; Magnoliopsida; Rosales; Rosaceae
Gene: DPMS1
Product: Nucleotide-diphospho-sugar transferases superfamily protein
Biological process (GO): protein O-linked glycosylation via mannose; dolichol-linked oligosaccharide biosynthetic process; GPI anchor biosynthetic process
Cellular component (GO): endoplasmic reticulum membrane
Molecular function (GO): dolichyl-phosphate beta-D-mannosyltransferase activity
Source: RefSeq, a predicted model, not a curated record
GCAGGCCCAAACGACCCUGAAAUUAUUCUGUGUAAAAAUGAUUAAUUAGGGCAAAAUUAAUUUGCAAUUCUUUAACUAAUUUAUGAACCAUUUUGAUCCCAUAUGCAUAGAUUGCUGAUGAAUUAGAACGAGUGAAUGAGAAAUUGAGAAUGGAGAAGAACAAGUACAGCAUCAUAGUCCCAACCUAUAACGAACGCCUCAACAUUGCCCUCCUUGUCUACCUCAUCUUCAAGCAUCUCCGGGACGUUGACUUUGAGAUAAUCAUCGUUGACGAUGGAAGCCCUGAUGGUACUCAGCAGGUUGUUGAGCAAUUGCAGCAACUCUAUGGUGAAGAUCGGAUUCUGUUGAGAGCUAGAGCUAAGAAGCUUGGAUUAGGAACGGCUUACAUUCAUGGUUUGAAACAUGCGUCUGGGAAUUUUGUUGUGAUCAUGGACGCGGAUUUAUCACACCAUCCAAAGUAUUUGCCAAGCUUCAUCAAGAAACAAUCGGAAACUGGUGCAAGUAUAGUUACUGGAACUCGUUAUGUCAAAGGUGGGGGUGUACAUGGGUGGAAUCUUAUGCGCAAAUUAACAAGUAGAGGAGCCAAUGUUCUGGCACAAACACUUCUAUGGCCUGGUGUAUCAGAUUUGACCGGAUCUUUUCGGCUUUACAGGAAAUCAGUGCUUGAAGAUAUCAUUAGUUCCUGUGUCAGCAAGGGUUACGUCUUUCAGAUGGAGAUGAUAGUUCGAGCUUCUAGAAAAGGCUACCAUAUCGAAGAGGUUCCAAUCAGCUUUGUUGAUAGGGUAUAUGGAAUUUCAAAGCUUGGAGGAUCUGAAAUUGUUGAAUAUCUGAAAGGCCUCGCCUAUCUUCUCGUUACAACAUGAGAUCCGUAAAUUACUACACAAAUAAUUUGUAAACCUCUUAAAGUUACUUUUUGAUUUGUAAGUUCUUAGUGAUUUAGAAGAGAUUUUACCGGGGCCACUAUCUAAACAAAUUUUAUAUUUUCUCUUUUGUUUAUGAGUAGUUUCUUGUAUCCUUACAUAUACUGCAACUCUCUCACGAUGUGGCGCGAGAGAGUUACCACAUAGGGCAGCCUCACUCAAGAAUUUCGCCAAAAGUAUACAUCACAUUUCCACAUUUAGCUAUACAUCACAUUUCCACAUUUAGCUA